AAGUUCCAACUAUGUCCUCUCCAAAUGGAAGGAAAGGGAGUCGCGAAGAAACUAAGAGAGAGAAAAACAUGGAGAAGAGAGCAAAGUAAAGAAAAGAGAGAGAGAAGAUUGUAUUUUUAAUUCUUUUGAAGUUCAACCGCUCCAAUUUCUUCACCAAAUCCCACAAAUUUAAAAACCCAUCUCCAUUAGCUUCUCCUCUCCAAUACCCAGAUCUUUAUAUUUCUUAGAACUCGAUCAAAUUCUUCAUACUGAUCAAUCAAACCUCCCCUGUUUUUCUUCUUCGUCUUCAUCUGUUUACUGACAAGGUAACCUCAAAUGCUCAUUCAUGUAGCUUCUUGAGACGUAAUCUUCCUUUUCUAUUGCCAUUUCUGGUAUUUCAACGAGUUUUUCAAUUCCCAAUUCUGGUUUCUCGUUAUUGGUGUUUAAAUUUUUUUUCCGGGAAAAUAGUUUCAUUUUCCGGGAAAAUUUUCCACAAUGGGAAUUCAAACAGACAGAGUUAGAUUCAACGUGGGAGGAAGAAUCUUCGAAACAACGGCCACAACGUUAGCCAACGCGGGUCGUAAUUCCAUGUUCGGAGCCAUGUUCGACGAGAAUUGGAACCUUCAACAGCAGUCCAUUAACUCCGGCGAAUACUUCCUUGAUCGGAACCCUGAUUGCUUCUCUGUACUUCUCGAUCUUCUCCGAACACAUGAGCUUUAUCUCCCGUCCAACGUCCCGGAAAAGCUUCUGUACAGAGAGGCCUUGUACUACGGUCUUUUGGACCACGUUCGCUUGGCGAAGUGGGGCCAAUUCGACGGUAACAGAUUAGGCCUUUCCCGGUCAGUAACGGGCCAAGCUCCCGGCGACGGCACCGCCAUUCGGGCCGGUCCAGAUGGCGGCUGCUGCGUGGCUCAUGGGAGCAUGGUUCAUGUCUAUGAUUGGAUGAUGGAAGAACACCCUCCAAUCAAUCUCGAUUACCAAAGAGUAAACGACGUCGGUUGGGUCGAUUCAGAGAAUGUGGUGGUCAGUGUCUGCGAGCGGCCGAGCCGCGGCGAUGGGGGAAUGGGGUUGUUUAGUUCGUCCAGCGGUGAGCUUAGGUACAAGUUUCAGGUCAGACAUGAGGAGCAGACCAAGAGCUUCACAGCUGGGCCACUGAGUUUUAGUUCUGAUUACAAGAUUUACUCGAGCUGUAAAGGAAGAAGCAAUGAGUAUGGGAUUGGUGUUUGGGAUCAAGUGACUGGAAAACAGGUUGAUUUUUACUAUGAACCACCUGGUUGGUCACUUGGUGAGGCUGACAAACUCCAAUGGCUAAAUGGGACUAAUUGUUUGCUUGUGGCAACUUUGUUCCCUAGAAAAGACAACUGUUACAUUAGCUUGCUUGAUUUCAGAGAGAAGAGAAUGGUUUGGAACUGGUCUGAUAUCGGUGCGCCUUUAACCAUAGACGAAAGGCGAGUUAGAGACGCCAUAGCUAUGGAGGAGAGUAACUCAGUCUGUGUUGUGAAUGAGUAUGAAGAAUUGGGUUUCAUUGAUCUGAGAAUUUCAGGUGGGGGUGUUAGGUGGAGCUCAAGAAGUAGGCUAAUGAAGGGGAAAAUGCCUGAUGAGCCUUGUUAUCCCAAGCUUGCUUUACAUGAAGGUCAACUGUUCUCUUCCAUGGAUGAUUGCAUCUCAGUGUUUUGUGGACCUGACUGGGUUUUAACUUCUAGGCUUAGAAAUAGCUAUGGAGGUUCCAUUUGUGAUUUUUCCAUUGGCGGGGAUCGGCUCUUUGCUCUCCACAGUGAAGAAAAUGUGUUUGAUAUAUGGGAAACUCCACCUCCACCUGUCAUAUGAUUCACCUAAAAAGUUCGGUUUUUUUUUGGUUAAAAUUUUUUGAGUGUUUUUUUUUACUUGUGUUCAUCUUUGACAUACAUAGUUGUGCCAUAUUUUAUUUUUGGGGUUCAUGUAAGUUAGAGUAAUACUACCAUAUUGUAGGUUAGAAUACUUGAAGAUAUGUAUACUUGAGCUCUGAGCUUUUUACAGUAUAGGGGUUCGGUUUGCUCAAUAACAAAACAGAGAGAGUAAAAGUGAAAGCAAUGGCUUAACUGUAAUGUAGCUUAAUGAGACAUCUACACUGUCAAAAGACUGUAUUUUGAUAUUUGCCAUUGAUAAAAAAAAGAGAAAUUUAUUACUCAGCUUAAAGAGGAAAAAAAAAUUGUUCCAAAUUCUGUUCUCAUCUUGCUGAAUCCUUUAUUUUUUGGGUCAAUUGUGGCAUCUUUGAACAUUUGUUUUUCUUUGUUUUGCUAAUAAGAGAUAGAGGGCACUUUUAAUAUUUUCA
Humulus lupulus (European hop) is the source of this 2290-nucleotide messenger RNA. RefSeq names its product BTB/POZ domain-containing protein At2g24240-like. Gene Ontology annotation, molecular function: protein binding. The record is from RefSeq and is a predicted model, not a curated record. Bases 475 to 1806 code for a protein of 443 amino acids. The transcript has a single exon. NCBI's taxonomy places the organism in Eukaryota, Viridiplantae, Streptophyta, Magnoliopsida, Rosales, Cannabaceae. Gene Ontology annotation, biological process: protein homooligomerization.